CGUUCUGUAGCAAGAACAUGGCUACUUGGUUGGGUGGCGUGUGUGUGUCUGCCAUCAAGCGGGCGCUUUGGUGCAAGGUUCCUGGUCCCACUUUGUUUUUGUGCAGUCGCCAACUUACAAGUCUUGCUGACUCCUUUGAUGCAAAUUCUCGCUAUAAAGACCAGCCUUGGGAGUAUUUGAAUAGUGAAGAAUAUUUACAGAGGUAUGGCCAGAAAUCUAUAUGGGCUGAUUACAGACGAAACCAUAAAGGGCCUAUUCCACCACAAAAGACCCGUAAAACCUGUAUUAGAGGAGGGAAGGUUUGUGGGAAUCCAUGCCCAAUCUGUCGGGAUGAGAAGCUCGGCUUGCAUUAUAAGAAUGUGAAAUUACUUCAGCAGUUUAUAUGUCCCCAUACAGGAAUAGUUUACGAUCCAACAACAACAGGUGUGUGUAUGAAACAGCAGAAAGUCUUGAUGGAAGUUAUUACAGAGGCAACGGAUCAUGGGUUUCUUCCUGCUCAUGUUCCCUAUAUAGUUUUGCCUCAUGAAGACUAUUUAAAUAGCCAUGGUGCCGUUUCAGACACACUUUCGCCUAAAGCAGGACCUUGGUACUCUUGGUAUGAGUGGCAGGAGCCAAACCCCAAAGAUGCAGUACGACUGAGAAAGCUUUAUAAACCCUACCUGAAAGAGAUGAUGGCCAAUAAAUAAAGUUGCUUAACUAGGUUA
This is a messenger RNA of Xenopus laevis (African clawed frog), 704 nucleotides long. It is a transcript of the gene mrps18b.S, whose product is annotated as mitochondrial ribosomal protein S18B S homeolog. NCBI's taxonomy places the organism in Eukaryota, Metazoa, Chordata, Amphibia, Anura, Pipidae. Gene Ontology annotation, cellular component: ribosome; mitochondrion; mitochondrial small ribosomal subunit. Gene Ontology annotation, biological process: mitochondrial translation; translation. The record is from RefSeq and is marked provisional. Gene Ontology annotation, molecular function: structural constituent of ribosome.